AAGAGAAAGGUGAGAGUUUCUUGGUAUAUGAGUACAUGAAGAAUGGGUCCUUGUAUGAUAAUUUGCAUGACAAGUACAACCGUGUGUUGAGUUCGUGGAAAAUGAGGAUCAAAAUUGCUUUGGAUGUUUGCCGGGGAAUACAAUAUCUUCUUAAUAAUACAGUUGCACAUGUUGACAAAGUAAUAAAGUCUUGCAACAUUCUUUUUGAUGGCACUUGGACGGCGAGAGUAUCUGAUUUUAGAUUGACGUUUGUGAAGAACAAAAUGAGAGGAGUGGAUUGCAUUCAUCCCAAGAGGAAAUAUGCAAAUGAGUUGACGCAAGAGAGGGAUGUAUAUGCGCUUGGAGUUGUAAUGCUAGAACUUUUAACGGGAAGGAGACCUAAUUACAGGUAUUGGGAUGAUAGAGACACCUUAUUAGAUAUGAUGGGCGUUGGAGAGUCUGUUGAUUGGGGAUUUUUUUUAUGUGAAGAUUUGAUGAAAAUUUUGGAUUUAAAGGUUAGACCACCAUCGAAUCUGAAUGAAACAAGGGCACUACAUUUAGUGGCCCGUACCGCUUUGGAGCUUAUUAAAGCCAUAGAUAGACCAACCAUGUCUCACGCUGAGCUCAAAUUGGAGCAGGCUUUGGCCUUUUGUGAAUGGUGAUCCUUCGGUACAUUCUAUACAUU
Molecule: messenger RNA, 664 nt
Organism: Cajanus cajan (pigeon pea)
Lineage: Eukaryota; Viridiplantae; Streptophyta; Magnoliopsida; Fabales; Fabaceae
Product: putative serine/threonine-protein kinase-like protein CCR3
Biological process (GO): protein phosphorylation
Molecular function (GO): ATP binding; protein kinase activity
Source: RefSeq, a predicted model, not a curated record